GGUCACUCGAACGAUUCUCAAAGCAUAACGAGAGUCCGAUCGUCGAGGUCAUCACUUUUAGUAAUCUCAUUUAUAACCAGUUAAAUAGUGAUAUUUCGCUGCAGUGUAGUAGAGACGACUUAACUUGUACAGAAUGGGCGGGCGUACAGAUUCAGAGUCUGCGAAUUCCCCGGACGCUCUCGAGCGUAAGAGAACGGCUAAGGCAUGCGACAGGUGUCGAUUGAAGAAGACAAAGUGCAGAGGGAGCCAGCCGUGUGACCGAUGCACCGUAGAUAAUUCGAUAUGCACAUUCGAUCGCCCGCGCAAGGUCUGCGAGAGAACAUAUCCCAAGGGAUAUGUUGAAUUAUUAGAAAAACAGCAAGACGUUCUCGUCGGCGGUCUUCAGAAGCUGUAUGCCAUUGCAUGCGACGGGGGACUACAAACGAGGCCAGUAGCGAAUACGCGGUGUGGCCCGCCUCUUACUACAGAUAUUCUUUCCUGGCUGGGUGAGUUGGACACAGACCAGGGGAGUCCUUUCUUUGAGAAUCCAGAAGAUCUGAAGCGGUUGAUGUUCGAUCAAGGAAAGUCUACAUCGCCUACUACUGCCGAAGACCUAGACUGGACCUGCGACCCCCCAGCUAUAAACUUGGAAAUGGACUGGGACUAUGAACUAUUCUGGCGAUCGGGACUGGAUUAGGAGAUAUCGGGUUAAUAUUGGAGACAUUCCUUCGUUAAUGCGCGUCUUGCACGGGGAUAUCUUCUGUCACAUAUGUACAUAGUUCGGUUAGGAACUCGUCAGCUUCAACCGAGAUGGAUGCUCAAUCGUAGACCCCGAUGAUCU
Aspergillus versicolor CBS 583.65 is the source of this 820-nucleotide messenger RNA. RefSeq names its product Zn(II)2Cys6 transcription factor domain-containing protein. Gene Ontology annotation, molecular function: DNA-binding transcription factor activity, RNA polymerase II-specific; zinc ion binding. Bases 134 to 676 code for a protein of 180 amino acids. The record is from RefSeq and is a predicted model, not a curated record. NCBI's taxonomy places the organism in Eukaryota, Fungi, Ascomycota, Eurotiomycetes, Eurotiales, Aspergillaceae. Gene Ontology annotation, biological process: regulation of DNA-templated transcription. The transcript has 3 exons.